CCUCUCCUGAUUCACUUCUCGAUGAGUUCUGAGCAAGUUCAAGCGUGCCCCCCCUUCAACGUGUCAGUUGCAUGCAUCACCAGAUUUUCUGAUGAUGCCAGUUGCAUACCAGACCGGUCCGAUGGGUGAGUAAGAUGAGGUGUUCAGUGGCGAACACCAGACCCGCAAGCUGGGGUGUGCGUAGAGCGACGCAAGCUAUAAAUGAUGCGCCAGUACGUCGGUGGCGAAUGCAAUGCAGCUCAGCAACAAAUUCCGUGCCGAGCUUCACGUAUUCAAGGAGUUCGUAUUGGACUUAGACCCGAUGCACUGGCGCGUUAUCGUGGUACAGCAAGCAUCAGUCUACAAGUCUCUGGAUCAACAGGAAGAAAUUCUCAAGGCCAUCGCGGAGGUGAAGGAGGACGGGAAGCAGGUGCAGUCGCAGAUCGCGAAGCGCUUCGCCGUCGACAAGGACAUGAAUGAUGAUAUCCUCACUUUAUGCAAGCAACUCGUCGUUGAGGGGCUGCGGGAUGAGUACGACAUCGCCGAUGAGGCCUUGGAAAUGCUCAAGGAUCGAGCUGCGUACCCUCGUUUCGCACAGGUCUGGAACUCGGCAUCGAAGAUCAAGCUCGUCGUCUCAGCCGUGCGCACCCAAGGCUCGUACGUGCGUCGAGAAUACCGUGGUCUGCUCGUGAACACGACCACGAACCCCUUGAAGAAGUGCGGUCUCACGGCAUGUGUUCGCGAGUAUGUGAGGAAGUUUUCCCGGACGGCCAAGAUCACCCACGAGUUGGUUAUCUGGGUUGCUAUCCUGCGCCAGUUCAUCCGAGACAACCGGGACUUGGUGUCUCUUCCCGACGACGCCGAUGGGCCGGUUGUGGACGCCGAGGAGCAGCCACAAGCGAAUGGGCGCAAGCGCAAGCGCACCGCUGGUGGGCGGCCAGCGAGGAGCUUCUGGGGCGAGUUCAAGGAGUGGGUCAAGGAGAAGAAGAGCGAGGACGAGUGGACAGAUAACUUUUGCAGCGUCGGAUGGAUUGCGCACAUCGAAGACUGUCUUGAACAGGAACGUCGUGACUUCCCAGACGAUCAGCUCGCACUCGUCCCGCAACGCUUCCAGUCGACCUCGCGGUCCCAAAUCGAGGCGGCGCCGACGUCUCAUCCUAGCGCCGACAGAGGCUUGGGGCUUGCAUCCAGCGGCGUCGGCAACUUCCUGCUCCACCCUACCGUCCAGCCCCACGCCCAGUCUUCUGCGACCGACGAUCUGGCGAGCGACGUUGUCACAGAGCAGCGCUCCGACAGUUCUGAACUGCCGCCGAUGCAUGCUCUCUCGAUGUCGUCACGAUCGACUACGUCGUCAUGGACGCCGUCUCCUCGCUCUCGGGUGCAGUCGCCCUUACCUGCGGAUGAACUGCCGACUGGUGGCUCUGCGGGCACCUCGCAGACGUUGUCCUACGUCCCUCGUGUUCCACCUCAGCACGAUCAUCCGGUUGGGUCCUCGUUGCUGGGCGGCUCGUUGCCGCGGAUGAGCGUCGGGGACUCCUCUCACAGCCGGCUGGAGGAGUUCAAUUCCAGCUCUCGAUUCCCCGCUGCCGAGAGUCGAGCACAGUUCCCUGGUCUGCCUGGGUUCUCGGCGCUCGUGAAUGAGGCCCCCGGGGCUCGACUUCCCUCACUUGCCUCGCCGACUCGGCCGUCAGCAUCCUUCGCGCCGCCUCAUUUCCACGCCGCCUCCACCAGCACUCCUGGACCCCAUCGCUCUGACCAUUCGCAACGCUCUCCUCUCUCUCAAUACGGCGGGCAUGCUGCCACCCAGGCGUCGUCAUCGACUUCCGGCCCUCGUGGUCCGUCGCUCCACGGUGCUUUCCAGUCCUGGUCCGGUGCGUCCACGUACGGACGGUGAAGAAUGGCUACGCCUCAUGGUGUUCUAUGCUCUAUGUUCUUUCCGAAGUAGAUAUCAGUUUGCAUAUCCUGUCGUUGUGUCGGAGUCUCGUAUGUCGUAGGUAGUAAAACCCGUUUAAUAGAAUAUAUGUCAUUUCGC
Trametes versicolor FP-101664 SS1 is the source of this 2011-nucleotide messenger RNA. RefSeq lists its product as uncharacterized. Bases 233 to 1873 code for a protein of 546 amino acids. The record is from RefSeq and is a predicted model, not a curated record. NCBI's taxonomy places the organism in Eukaryota, Fungi, Basidiomycota, Agaricomycetes, Polyporales, Polyporaceae. The transcript has 11 exons.